Molecule: messenger RNA, 1773 nt
Organism: Miscanthus lutarioriparius
Lineage: Eukaryota; Viridiplantae; Streptophyta; Magnoliopsida; Poales; Poaceae
Source: the annotation of a GenBank genome assembly
AUGGCGGCAACGCUCCACUCGAAGAUCAACCGCAAGCGGCUCGACAAGCUCGACAUCAUCAAAAUCUGUGAGGAGAUUUUGAACCCCUCGGUGCCCAUGGCUCUGAGGCUCUCUGGAAUCCUCAUGGGUGGCGUGGUGAUCGUGUACGAGAGGAAGGUGAAGCUUCUCUACACUGAUGUGUCUCGGCUUCUGACUGAGAUCAACGAGGCAUGGCGGAUCAAACCGGCCACAGACACCACCGUCCUCCCCAAGGGUAAAGCCCAAGCCAAGUAUGAAGCAGUAACAUUGCCAGAGAAAAUUAUCAAUAUGGUGGUGGAACAGCCCAUGUUUUUCUCAGAGACUGACGGUGCCAGGUUCCGAGGAAUGCGAUUGGAAGAUCUGGAUGAACAGUACUUUAAUGUCAAUCUUGAUGAUGAUGACUUCUCUCAUGCUGAUCAUCGUCAUCAAGCUGAAGCAGUGAAUAUAACCCUGGUCGAUAAUUUUGAGUCUGGGCUUGCAGAAACUGAUGUGUUCAAUCGCUUUGAGAGAUUUGACAUAGCAGAUGAUGAGACCACAGUCAAUAUCACUCCUGAUGAGCACCCACAAGUUCCAAGUACGCUGGUUCCCUCACCACCUAGGCAGGAAGACCCUCCUCAGCAAGAAGAACAGUACUAUGCUGCCCCCUCCCCUGUUCAUGAAGAACCUCAACAAGGGGGACCAGAGGAGCAAGAGGAGCAGAAGAUGAAGCAGCAGCAACCACCUAAAGCAUCAAAGCGGAAAGCACGUAGGGAACUCCCACAAGUAAUUAUGGACAAUAACCAGAUGAUGAUCCCGGGAAACAUAUAUCAGACAUGGCUGAAGGAUGCAUCAAGCCUUGUCUCAAAAAGGCGUAAAGUUAACAGUAAUUUUAAUUUUAUUCGAUCAACCAAGAUAAGUGAUCUCAUGGACAUCCCCCCAGCUGCUCUAAUAUCUCAUGACAACUCGCCCUCAGAAUUAUAUUAUCCUAAGCCACUUAUGCAGCUCUGGAAGGACUGCACUGAAGUCAAGUCCACAAAAGCUUCUUCAGGAGGGCAGCGAUCAUCAUCACAAGAACAACAGCCGAAAAACUCACCACCUCAUGAAUUUCCACCUCAGGCUGGGGGAGAGUAUGAGAUGGAAACAGGUGGUCUGCCGAUGGACUUCACAGAUGGCAUUGAAAAACUCAGAGCAAACAUGAGUGCAGAGUAUGACAGAGCUUACGAUACUCUUCACAGUGACCAUAGUGUUACUCCUGGAAGUCCUGGGUUAAGUCGCAGGUCUGCUUCAAGCUCUGGUGGCUCUGGACGGGCGUUUAUACCAUUGGAUCCAGAAGUACAAUUGCCAUCAGGAAGUGGAAGGUCCAAGAGGGGGCGGCAUUCAUCUGCAAGAAGCUUGGGGAAUCUUGAUACUGUUGAGGAAGAUUUUCCACUGGACCAGGAAGUGAUGGACUUCAAGAUGAGAAUGCUUUCAGAUUAUGCGCCAACUCCUGACCUACUGGAAGAAACUGAACCAACUCAAACCCCAUAUGAGAGGCACUCCAAUCCAAUGGACAAGGUCACGGAAACAAUCAUGUCUCUGAGCAUAAGACCAGACAAGGAAGAAAAAUCAAAACCGAAACAAAAGAAAGAAGAGAAAAACACCAGCCCCGUGAAGCCAAGAGCGCUCGUGGCCGAAAUCCUUUACGGAGGACAUAUUUUGGCAACCUGUGAUUACAUCAAGGUUACUCAGCUGAAACCGUACGGAGACAUCUUGAUCUCCAGAGGAUCAAAGAUGUGA